GCGAUGGGAAAUCUGUCUUUAAAUAUGCGCUGAUGUUCGGAUAUCCGGCGGGAAUUUGUCUCAGUCGCAUUCGGUCCUUUCUUGCUUCUCGUUUUUGUAUGUUUUGGUUAGUUUUGCAAGCGCUCUAGUUUUCAAUGGAUAGUUACGACGAUGUUCAGAGUACGCCGACUGGCAAGGUGUCAAAGGCCAAGAAAGGGAAGCCAGUCCAUGUCUGUUCAGAGUGUCAAAAAGUAUACACUCGAGCUGAGCACCUAAGGCGACAUCAAUCUUCACACCAAGAGCCCCAGUUCGAAUGUCCAGUAUGCCAAAGACGCUUCCAUCGCAAGGAUCUGCUAGAAAGGCACUACAAACGGAUUCAUGCAAGGCAAGAAUAUCACAAAACUCAACAUAAAAACAGUUUCUGGCACAGCCCAGCUGGGACUUCAACAAUGAGGUACAUCUCUCAUACCAAGGUAUAUCCUUUAUACAAAGCACUACGUGGGAUUAGCAUUAGCAUACGAGUUAGCUCGACUAUCGAGGCCAUGGCAGCUAACAGGUGGUCGCUUCCCAUCGCAUUGAUCUCGCAUCAUUCUCCUUACUUGAAAGCCAUGUCCUCGGGUCCUGGUAUCUUUGUCAAAGCGCAAAUUCACCUCCCUGAAGAUGAUCCUGCGGUAUUUGGCCUUUUUGUAGAAUGGCUGUACUAUGGAACCUAUGAUGAUUUAGCAGCACCGUCAUCUUCGAACAUUCAUGCACAAUGUUGGGUUCUUGGCGAUAAGCUUCUCUGCAAUGAGUUCAAGAACUACGCCAUGAGCCGUCUGUAUAAACAACGCCUGGACUUUUCUGACCCACGAGGAUGUGGAAAACCAUUUUGCAAGUGUCACCUCAAUGAUCCAAAGGAUUAUAUAGACUUCGAUGAAGUCUACUUUACAGCAAUUACGCCAUCGGCUGCAGAACCUAUACGAUUGCCAGUCCGGAAGAAGAAGAGGAAGAAUAAAAAACCAAAGUGUGGCGCCAAUAUAAAAAGUGAGAAAAAUAUAAGUGAGAAUAUUUUUAUUGGAGUCUUCACUGUACGACAGGACUCUCCAGGAGGCAACGCAUCGGAACUAGUACAAGGUUCAACCACAGAUGAUGAGAACGACGCCGUGGUUCUUGCAUCGAAGGAGGUUACGAACUCGCGUAAAACUGUCGAAAGCAAGGAAUGUGUCGAGGGCGGGAACGUCAAGACGGAGGAGCGGCCAGCGCUAUGGUGGGAGACAUAUCGAGAAUUUCCGCAGGAGAACAUGGAUGAAGAGUCGUUGGCUGGUAAAACAUUUGACUUGCUAUGGGAUUGGCUUAUCUAA
Fusarium redolens is the source of this 1319-nucleotide messenger RNA. RefSeq lists its product as uncharacterized. Gene Ontology annotation, cellular component: chromatin. The transcript has 8 exons. Bases 135 to 1319 code for a protein of 394 amino acids. Gene Ontology annotation, molecular function: DNA-binding transcription factor activity, RNA polymerase II-specific; RNA polymerase II cis-regulatory region sequence-specific DNA binding. The record is from RefSeq and is a predicted model, not a curated record. Gene Ontology annotation, biological process: regulation of transcription by RNA polymerase II. NCBI's taxonomy places the organism in Eukaryota, Fungi, Ascomycota, Sordariomycetes, Hypocreales, Nectriaceae.